UUCUCAUGAUCAAAACGAAACUAAAAUGAUUGGAAUGAUUAAAUUUUGCAUUAUGAAAUAAAAUAUAAUGAUGCCUCUGUUGUUAAUAAUAAGUUGCAUGACCUAAUUAAUUUAUUGAUGGACUAUACUGUUAUUUGAAGAUAUUUCAUUGCGAAAUGAUACAAUGGCCACCUUUGAAAAUAGAUUGAAUCGAAGGAAAGGAAUUCUAGCUGGGGAGUCAUAUAGGUUAGACACUAAAAAUAAAACCCCUGAAGAAAGUAUUCUCGAAAUUAUUCAUGGCCUAUAUUUAAAGAAGCAAUACAAUAAUGAUAUCUCACCCAACCAUAAGAAUGUACACACAGAGCUUAGGACAGGAUUAAGAAGCAUGCAACGGAAUGGUUCUGAUAGCUUAAGAGUUUCCUAUUUAACAGCUUUAGUGCAUUUGUGUAAAGAGUACCGGAAUAAUUUGGGGUUUACAACAGAUGAACUAAUGACAUUUAUUAGGGUCAGCCUUGUUGAUGAGUCCAUGCUUAUGAGAGCAACAGCCUUAAGAGUUCUAAGAUAUUUAAUAAGAAGUGAAAGUGAUGUUGCUACAUUCAACGCUCUUAAGUUACCAUACUUGGUUAUAAGGUCAAUAGAUCUUAUGCUUCGGAAUGAAGAAGAAAGGGCGCAAGCAUUGAGAGUAGUUCGUCGUGUGAUAGCAGUGGUGGGUGGUACCGAACCCCCUGUGCGCCGGUAUAGAGCUGCUUAUAUAGAACCGGGUCUACUGAGAUGUCUGGCAUCUGUGGCCAGGGCUGGUAGUGCAGUAGACGGUGCCGGAGAUCGUCUGUCGCGGCCUGCAAUUGCUACACUUGCCGAAAUAUGUGUAUUGAACCCGGACUUGUUUAUAUCUUGCGGUGGUGUAACCGCAGUGACUCGGCAGCUGGUUGAGUGCGCUACUCCUCGCAUGGCAGAGGCGUUGUGUGGAGUACUCUUGCACAUAUUGAAUGAUCCACACUCCCGGAUUAACUCUAGGGUCGAUCUAACAUAUCUGAAUUCUCCAUAUUGUGAUUUUCAUUUUCGAACGGUCGCCACUGAUACUAGCAGGGAUGAAAGAGAGAUGCGAUUUACGUGUUCACGGCUGGCGUUGCUGUGUGUGUUACGGAGUUGGUCAGGCCUUCUGCAAUUCUGUCACCCGGAGGCGGCGGGCGGCCUAACAGCACUGGUAGCAGGCCUAUAUCUGCCACGACUAGAGGUCCGAAAAGCAAUAUUAGAUCUAUUGUAUGAGUUAGUUGGAUUACGUUUACCAGAAUGGACAGAUGAAAUCUCUGUUGCCUUAGAUGCAGUGGAUCCAUCAGAUUUUCAGGAUUCCUGGAGGCUUAAUGAAGAUUUUGUUGCUGCUGAAGGAAUAGCCAUACUACCUCAUUUAAGUGCCACUGGCUCGGAUAUAAUUGAAAUUCAUCUUGCCCUUUUACUUCAGUGUUUCCUUGAGACUGGUCUUCUCGAGGGUUUGGUUGAAGUGAUUGUGACAAGUGAUACCUUUAUAUCGGUCAGGGCGACUGUAUUAUUAGGUCAAAUAUUGCAUUUAAUGCACCUAUUACUACCUCCUCAAAUAUGUAAUAUAACGCCGGCUCUUCCAACGCUAGUGUCACAAGCGACUGCUGGCAAACCUGAAGCGCUGGCUGCUGUUACGGCCUUACAAAGACUGCAUUCAAUGUUAGACGCAAGACCUGCAAGUAAUAGCCUCUUCUUAGAUCAUAUCAUACUGUAUUGUAGCGGAGGGUAUAAAAUAACAACGGAAGAUAUGUCGAAGAUAAAGAAAGAAAGGGAUAAUGCUAGUAUUGUUAACCCAAACACUGAGAACAUACAUAAAGACUGUAGUAUUGAGUUUUUGAAUGACUCUGAUGAUGAAUAUGAACCGAAGCAAAGGCAUAGUAUUGGUUCACGGGCUGACGUGCAGAAUAGAAAUGUGAGUGCUCUAGUGAAAAGUAAGAGUGUUACUUCUAGAACUAGCGCUGCAGUCACCAAAGUUGCAAAAUCCACGAAGUUAUUCAGUCUCUUUGAACGCGAUAGUGACAGCCUGUUAAGAUCAACACUGGUUAUGCAAAACAAGGAUGGGAAUACUUGGAAUUGGGAAAUAGUUCGAACUAUUCUUAAGGAAACAGAUGCACCUUUAUUAAAUUUAAACGACAGUUGCCACAAAGCGUGGGCGAGUCGAAUCAUGAACUAUUUGAAGCCUUCUUCAAAUAAAUAUUCACAUACAGAUUUGUCUACAACUUGCAAUGGGCAUUCUGCCACAAGAGCGGGCUGCCAUUUAAUCAGACAUCUACUGCGGCAUAACGAUUGAUAUGACACAGGCUGACUCGCAGCGGUUAUUGGAGGAAUUCUUCAUUGACGUGAGCCGUCAGAUUGAAGCGAUAGAGACCGGGCGGAAAGCCCACGAAUGUCUGUUCAGCCCUCAGCACAUGUGCAAC
Molecule: messenger RNA, 2432 nt
Organism: Leptidea sinapis
Lineage: Eukaryota; Metazoa; Arthropoda; Insecta; Lepidoptera; Pieridae
Gene: rictor
Product: rapamycin-insensitive companion of mTOR
Exons: 11
Coding region: 164-2305 (713 amino acids)
Biological process (GO): TORC2 signaling; positive regulation of phosphatidylinositol 3-kinase/protein kinase B signal transduction
Cellular component (GO): TORC2 complex
Molecular function (GO): protein serine/threonine kinase activator activity
Source: RefSeq, a predicted model, not a curated record